UUUUUUUCUCGCCUUUCUUGUGAAACCCUAAACCUCGAAAAGCUUCAAUGGCGACAGUACCAGUUAAUCCGAAGCCUUUUUUGAACAAUUUGACUGGAAAGCAUGUGAUGGUAAAGCUAAAGUGGGGAUUAGAGUACAAAGGGUAUUUGGUCUCUGUGGAUUCAUACAUGAACUUGCAGCUUGCUAAUGCAGAAGAGUUCACUGAUGGAGUAAGCUCCGGCUCUCUUGGAGAGAUCCUGAUUAGAUGUAAUAAUGUCCUCUAUCUUCGUGGUGUACCCGAGGAUGAAGAACUGGAAGAUGCUGACCGCGACUAGAAAGUGUGUUGUAUUUAGUGACAUGGUUCAUUGAUCAAUGAUUGGAACGACUUGAGUGUGUUUUCUUAGUUGCUCCUGUCUGAUAUAUGUUGUUGGUAGUCGGGAGAAAAUAUUAGUGACUCAUGAUUUGCCGGAGCAAAAUGACUAGAAAGCUGUAUGAUCUCGGAUCGCGUUUAUUUUUAUCAUCGCAAUCUUCAACCCGUA
Solanum verrucosum is the source of this 518-nucleotide messenger RNA. RefSeq names its product probable small nuclear ribonucleoprotein F. Bases 48 to 314 code for a protein of 88 amino acids. Lineage: Eukaryota; Viridiplantae; Streptophyta; Magnoliopsida; Solanales; Solanaceae. Gene Ontology annotation, cellular component: catalytic step 2 spliceosome; U1 snRNP. Gene Ontology annotation, molecular function: RNA binding. Gene Ontology annotation, biological process: spliceosomal snRNP assembly; mRNA splicing, via spliceosome. The transcript is spliced from 5 exons. The record is from RefSeq and is a predicted model, not a curated record.